AUGAGUACUCUAGCCUCCAAGCUCAAGGAGCUAGAGGAGUUGACUUCAAAUGCAAAGAAAAUACAAGAUGACAUGUUAGAAGAGAUACUCAAAGCUAACGCCAACACAGAAUAUCUCCGACGUUUCCUCCAUGGGAGCUCUGAUAAAAAGCUCUUCCAAAAGAACGUACCGGUGUCGAGUUACGAGGAUGUUAAGCCUUAUAUCGAACGGGUCGCAAACGGAGAACCCUCAUAUAUCAUUUCGGGCGAACCUAUUACUAAUUUCUUGCUAAGCACUGGAACUAGUGGAGGAAAACCAAAAAUCUAUCCUACGAACAACAAGUACUUCGAAGAUUUUGCGUUCUUCCUAGCUCUAUCCUCUGCAAUUAUAUCCAAGUACGUGGAUGGUGUCCAGGAAGGAAAAAUGAUUAUGUUUCUCAACACUAUAAUGUUAUCUACAACUCCCUCUGGUUUGGAUCUUGCUCCUGCGACUACGAGUUACGCAAUGAGUGAUUAUUUUAAGAAGCAGCCAUCAAAAUGUUAUACCAGCCCUGACGAAGUCAUAUUAUGUGUCGACAGCAAACAAAGUAUGUACUGUCAUCUUCUAUGUGGUCUUGUCCAAAGAGAGGAGGUUGUGAGUAUGGCUUCUUCCUUUGCUUCUACGUUAGUCCAAGCGAUAUCUUUUCUUGAAACACACUGGAAAGAAUUGUGUGCUAAUAUCCGCUCUGGGCAUGUUAGCGAGUGGAUCACUGACCUUAGUUGCCGAGAAUCUGUCUCCGCCAUACUUGGAGGACCCAAUCUUGACUUGGCAAAUUUAAUUGAACGCGAAUGCAUCCAGAAGUCAUGGGAAGGUAUCAUCACUCGGCUAUGGCCCAACAUCAAAUACAUUCGAAGCAUAUCUACAGGACAAAUGAGUCAACACAUUCCAACAUUGGAGUUCUACUCCAACAAUUUGCAUCUCUUCUCCCCAUAUUAUGCGGCUUCUGAAACAUUUUUUGGAGUAAAUGUGAAUCCAUUAUGCAAGCCACAAGAUAUAUCCUACACUUUUGUGCCCAACAUGUCCUACUUUGAGUUCCUACUUGUUGAUGAAGGAAUCAAUGAGGAAAUUGUUGAUCUGGUGGACGUCAAGAUAGGGUGCUAUUAUGAGCCAUUGGUCACAAAUCAUUUCGGCUUAUACAGAUACAAAAUGGGAGAUAUUCUACAAGUGACUGGAUUUUACAAUAGUGCUCCUCAGUUCAAAUUUGUACGUAGAAAAAAUGCUGUUAUAAGCGUCCAAGUGGAGACAACAACUGAAGAAGAUCUUUUAAAGGCGUUGAAUCAUGCGGCUCAUGUCCUUGAGUCUUCAGGUUUAAUGUUGAUGGGGUUCACAUGCUAUUCUGAUAUCUCCACUAACCCUGGUCACUAUGUUCUUUAUUGGGAGCUUAAAGCCAAAAAAACAAAUGGCAUUGUUAAGCUUGAUAACAAGGUAAUGGUGGAAUGUUGCUGUGUAGUUGAAGACUCGUUUAACGUUAUUUAUAAAACACUUAGGAGCAAAUCUGGUCAAAUCGGACCUCUAGAGAUAAGGGUGGUGCAACAAGGAACAUUCGAUUCUCUCAUGGAAUAUUUUAUCUCCAAGGGUGCUUCUGCAUCCCAAUACAAGGCACCUGUAUGCAUAAACUCACCUGCCGUGUUAGCAAUUCUUGAAGACAAGGUUCUUGCUCGGUUCUUUAGCGACAAAUCCCCUCCGGUCUGA
This is a messenger RNA of Microthlaspi erraticum, 1710 nucleotides long. Lineage: Eukaryota; Viridiplantae; Streptophyta; Magnoliopsida; Brassicales; Brassicaceae. The record is from the annotation of a GenBank genome assembly.